Molecule: messenger RNA, 5799 nt
Organism: Pseudophryne corroboree (corroboree frog)
Lineage: Eukaryota; Metazoa; Chordata; Amphibia; Anura; Myobatrachidae
Gene: SYNRG
Product: synergin gamma
Exons: 19
Coding region: 62-3574 (1170 amino acids)
Cellular component (GO): clathrin coat of trans-Golgi network vesicle
Molecular function (GO): protein binding
Source: RefSeq, a predicted model, not a curated record
UUGUUGCCGGAAGUGGUAUCGGUCUCUCCUUACAAGCAUAUAUAGAGAGAGCGACAGGGAGAUGGCAAUGCAACCGGGAGCCGGCGGAACCGGCAGAGGAAGGUUUGUCUUUCCUUUAGCAACCGGUAUUGGAUCAGCUCAAGGAAUGAUACCAAUGCAACAGCAAACGGCUCGGUUUCCCAUGGUGCCGGUAAUGCAACAAAAUGUACAAAGCAUGAUGGCUGUUGGAUACAACCCUCGGAUGCAACAAGCAGCCAUGGCCAUGCAGGGUGGAUUAUCUAUGGGUCCCAUGCAAACUACAGCAAUGACGUUUAUGGGACAGGCUAGUUACUUAGGAAUGGGUCCACCAGCACCACAGUACACUCCUGACAUGCAGAAGCAAUUAGCUGAAGAACAACAAAAAAUAUUUGAACAACAGCAGAAAAUGUUAGAAGAAGAAAGAAAACGACGUCAGUUUGAAGAACAAAAACAGAAGUUAAGAUUGCUAAGCAGUGUAAAACCCAAGACUGCAGAACAAAACAGAGAUGAUGCAAUGGAAGCUAUUAAAGGAAAUAUGGAUGGUUUUUCCAGAGAUGCCAGAAUGCACCCUACACCUGUAUUGCAUGCCAGGAAACCAGCAGUUGGUGUUAGAAUGUUCUCAGCAACAGAUACAACUGAACCAAUGCUACCUUCAUGGAUUUACAAUGACCGAAUUGUCCCAGAUCUUUAUAAGAGUAUUUUAGAAACAACCCUUUCUACAUCUGGAAUAGAUACAGCUAAAUUGUAUCCAAUUCUUCUGUCCUCUGGGCUUCCUCGGGAAACACUGGGGCAAAUUUGGGCAAUGGCCAAUCAAACCACCCCAGGGAAGCUCACAAAAGAAGAACUUUAUAUCGUGCUUGCCAUGAUCGGCAUUGCUCAGAGAGGAGAAUGUGCCUUAAAUAUGGAUAUACUGAAUCAGUUUACAUCUGCACCUAUACCAACUUUCCCUAACUUUCCGGUGACUUUCCCCAUGGAUCAGCGCCAUGUGGUGUCUCCAAUGCCUAUUGUAUCUAAACCUCUUGAUGUUAGCCAGAAAACUGUUGCAUCAAAAAGUACAUCUUCUGCUUUGGGAGAAGUCAAACAGCUCAAUUUCUUGCCAUCCUCCUUCACUCAGCCGCUUUUCAAAUCAGAUGAUGAUGAUUUCCAAGAUUUCCAAGAUGCCUCUAAAACUGGAUCCAUUGAUGAUUCUUUUUCCGAUUUCCAAAGUGGAACUUCAAAAUCCACAUCGUCAGUGCUGCACAACAGUGCUCCUCCUUUGCUUAUGCCUGUGUCUGGAACUGCAGCGAAAAUGCCUACUACCAUUACUAUGACUACAGAUAAAUAUGCUGUAUUUAAAACAAUCAAUGUGGGUAGUGUCCUGGAAAAUACAAGUCAUCCUACUGGUGACGUUUUUGCAGACUUCAAAUCUUCUGGAGGAGAUGAUGGUUUCACAGACUUUAAAACUGCUGACAGUAUAUCUCCUCUAGAUACUCCACUGAGAGAAACCCAAUCAACUCUCACAUUUCCUAUUGGCCCUCCUCUACAGAAAUCACCAACUCAAUUAAAGCCUUCAUCGAAUCUUGAUUCUUUUACUUCUAUAACAGGUCAUGCCUUCCCAAAGACAUUUCAUACAUCCAAACCUGUAUCCUUAUCUGUUCCCCCACUUUCAUUAUCAUCUCCAUCACCAUUGUUAUCAGCAUCUUCAUAUGUCCCUGUUUCAGCUGCUCCUGCUAAAAAUUCUUCAAUACUUGAUGACUUUGGAGACUUUACACUCUUUGGGCUAUCAACCAACACUACUGUUAAUGGUCAAAUUGACUUUGCCGAUUUUAUGACGAGUAAUAUCAGUUCUGUUGGACAAAAUUCUGAUGCUUUCAAGCAGGAAUCCAGCACUGUUGACUUAAUACUAUCUACUACGGUUACCCAGAAUAUUCAACCUACAUCCUCUGCAUCAGUUAACAAGUAUGAAUUAUUUGAACAACUUUCUCUGGAAACAACAUCUUCCACAGGGUUUGAUGAACCUAAAGAUACUACCAAUGUCACAAAAAACAAUGACUUUACUUUCCAGUAUGACAAAUUCAACACUGCAGAGAACAGUUCAGAGAAAUCAUUUGUGGAUAAGUUUGCUGCUCUAAAACAAGCCAAAGAGGACUCUUUGUCCAUUAAAUCCUUGGAUCUUCCUUCCAUUGGUGGUAGCAGUUUUGGAAAAGAAGACUCAGAAGAUGCUCUUUCCAUCCAAUUUGACAUGAAGUUGCCAGAUAUGGGCGAGGAAUUGAAGCAUGUUAUGUCUGAUAGUUCUCUGGAUUUGCCAACGGGUAGUGGUCAGCAUCCACCUGCUGCAGAUGAUUUUAAAGGCACGAAUGACAACAAUUGCUCCCUACUAAGCAGUUUGACAAUUUGUGACUGGUCAGAGAAGGACACCGUACAUAUGAACAAAAAGCAGCCUGACUUUUUUUUGGGCCCAGAUUACAGUGCUCGCUCCUCUACAACUGUGUUCUCAAAGAAAGAGACUUCUUUUGGAAGUACUGAAAACCUAACUAUGACAACCAUAUCAAAAGUAACUACAUUUUCUAGUGACGUUCCAGCACCAGUGGACCCUUGUAUUACAAGCUCAAUAGGGCACAUUGAAAAAGCUAUUGAUGACACAUUGGUGAGUGGCCUUGGUGAUAUUAGUUCUCUUGAUUUGGGAGAAACCCAUGACAUUUCAGCCAGUAAUGUUGCUCAUGAGCUAAGAAAUACUGAUGAUUUUGGAGAGUUCCAGAGUGAAAAACCCAAAAUGAGUAAAUUUGACUUUCUACUGGCCAGUUCUCAAGGGAAAAUGAAAUCAAGUGAAGAAAUGAUUAAGACCGAGCUUGAAACUUUGGAUCUUUGUGCUCAAGGAUCCCAUAAGAGAAGCCUUAGCCUUGGGGAUAAAGAAAUCAGUCGCACUCCUCCUGCUGUAGAACAAGUUUUCAGAGACCGAUCUAACACUGUUACUGAGAAACCUUCCUUACCAGUAAUUAGGGACAAGUACAAAGAUCUCACAGGGGAAGUAGAGGAAAGUGAAAGGUAUGCAUAUGAAUGGCAACGUUGUCUGGAAAGUGCACUUCAUGUCAUUAAGAAAGCUAAUGAUGCUCUUAAUGGAAUUAGCAGUUCAUCUGUCUGCACUGAAGUUAUCCAAUCAGCUCACGGGAUGGAGUAUUUAUUAGGUGUGAUUGAGGUAUACAGAGUCACCAAGCGAGUACAAUUGGGUAUCAAGGCCACAGCGGUAUGCAGUGAGAAACUGCAAAUGCUAUUGAAAGAAAUUGACAAGCUCUGGAACAACUUGAUAGGAUUCAUGUCACUAGCUGCUCUAAUGCCUGAUGAAAGUGCACUGGAUUUUGCUUCUUGUAUGCUACGACCAGGAAUAAAAAAUGCUCAAGAACUAGCAUGUGGCGUAUGCUUGCUAAAUGUAGACUCCCGGAGCAAGGCAUUUAAUUCGGAUAAUGAUCAUUUUAAACUUUCCUAUGGAGGUCACCAGUACCAUGCCAGUUGUGCAAAUUUCUGGAUUAAUUGCGUUGAGCCUAAGCCUCCCGGUCUUUUACUACCAGAUUUACUGUAAUUUAUUGUGACUAUAUAACAGAACUUACCCACUUCAGACUACCAUCUUCCGAAACCUUGAGAAAUUAAAGCAUUCUUCUUCUAUCCUAAAUAAUCAAUAAAUUAAGAAAUAUUUAUUGAAAACAAUGGGCCGGACCUGAUAUGCCCUUGCACUGCCAGUUUUGUGAUGCAUGCAUUUCUUUUCCUGCUUAAUUUACUCUAGUAUCGGAAAAAAUGUUAAAUAUUUGAGUUGAAUUUGUUAGUUUGUUGAGUUAAAUUGUUACAUCAGUUAAUGUUGGAAAGAGAUAUGAUGAAUGUAGAAAUGCAAAGAUGACAUGAACAUUUUAGAUUUUAAGCAGAUCUAUUGUAAGUUCUGGCUUUUUUGAUUUUAGUCUUUAAAUUAGACCAAUUAGACCAUAUUUAAUACCAUAUCCUCAGCUUAAAUCAUGUAAUAAUCAUUUAUGCGGGCUGAAAAGCAGUUACUUUUACUAUGUAUGAAUCGUUCAGAUUUAUUUUAAUCGCUGCACAAUUUAUCAAAUAUUCUCUAUACUUAAUCUUAAUGAGACAAAUCCCCAAUGUACUAUUUUUAACCACAAAAUAAUUACACCACUGACCGUAAGAAAUGGAAGCUAUUACACAGCUAUUUAUUAUGGUAACCCUUUUGUGUCUGCAUAUUUUAAAAGUGUAAAUGUACAUAUAUUGUGGAGAGAGUGAGAAAUUGGAGAAAAGUAACAUUAUUCAUGCAUUCUUAAAUUAAAAAUGUUUAAUAUGAGUGAUUUUUCCACUUGUUAUAGUAAUGAAUGAUUAUUAUUUUAUUUAUAUAGAGCCUUUUUCCCAAUAGGACUCAGAGCACUUUACAUCAUUACAUAGUGUUAUCUAUGGAACAUAAAAACUACAGAUUAGUCCCUGGUUGGAAUCAAACCCAUACCCUCAGCACUGUGAGACUGUAAAUGCUAACCUCUGUGCCUCAUACUGUGCCACUGCACAUGAUUAUCACUCAUAGGACUUUAUUUACAAAAGUGGAAAAUAAGCUUUGGUUCCACCAUGCUCCUAAAUUUGCACUUAGGUUUCCUCCUAAGAACUUAGGUGUGCAACGCUGAUAUGAGAGGGACAGUUCUGCUUUUCCUCAGUGUGUAGACAUGGCUGUCCUGACUCUUACCUUAGUGAGCGAGUGCCAUACUUCAGAAGCACUGGGCACACCCAAGGGGUGUGGCUUCGUGCAUUGUUUUGGGAGCACAUACCAAAUAUAGAUUGAUAUUACUCAGUUGAGGGGUUAAAAGGGAAUAAUUUUUUCCCAUUCCUUGCUGUGUGGCGAAGCAGACAGUCAUUCCCCCCUAAAAGGUGGAUUCUGUGGUAUAGCGCAUUGCUACAAGUACUCAGAGCAAUUUCAGAAAAUGUUUCACACACAAAAUUGACACUUGUAAUAGAAACAGUUACUAUUUCUUUCACUCUUAUAAUUACUUUAACCCAUACAUAAGGCUAAUGUUAGCGGUAUUUAAAAAAUAAUGACAAUGUGAUUUGAAUAAAAGGGUGGAACUAAAAUUGUAGGAGCAUGGACAACAGCAUUUAUACAGUGUACAGUACCUCUGUGUAGCACUCCACACACCUUUACACACUUCUACUAGAGAUUUUGUAGUAUACUUUAUGUCCUGAAUGGCUACAAUUCUUAGCAUGUACAGUAUAGGGCCUAAAGAACAUAAAAAUAAAACCAGCAUCUCAUCAGAAAUCUUUCAGGUGGUAAUCAGGCUAGCUGGAGAACGGAUUUGAACAAUGGUCAAAUCUGGCUCUGUGUUUCUUUAUUGUCUGGUUACACUGUGGUAUCUGGAAUAUGUAUUUUUGCUCUGCUAAAUAUAUUUGGCCUUAUGUGACCCUUAUAUGUGGUACCUUUACUGCUGAGACCUUGACUAUUUGUGCCAGCUUGUGCUGUGUACUUUUUAGCUAUAAAAGCAAAUUAUGACGAAAUCUCAUUAAUUUAUAUUAUUAUAUCUACUAAAGCAGAGGUUCCGCUAUUACAGUCCAGAUUUUAAGGAUAUCCUUGAUUAGGCACAAGUGACUUAAUUAGUACCUCAGUCAGAUUAAUUUGAACAUCUGUGCACAAGUAUGUAUAUAUUAAAACCUGGACUGUAAUGGCAGAGUUUGGGAAAGUCUGUACUAAAGGCUUUGGCUCUUCUUUAAUUUGCAACUAUCAUCAAAAACUACCGUUUACAGAAUCAGUAGUAAAUAAAUAAAUUACAACUUUGUUUUAUU